AUGGCCAACGAAGCUUUCUCGACUGUCUAUGAUACCAUCCCGAGUGGAAAACAACUCAGAUCUCUGACACGGGACGAAGUAGCGAAACAUAACACGCCGGACGACCUUUGGUGCAUCAUCGACACCGCCGUCUACGAUCUCUCCAAGUUCGUUGACUUGCAUCCCGGCGGAGCUUUCGUCCUUCUCGAUAAGAACAUCGCCGGGAAAGAUGCCACCAAGGCUUUCUUCGGCUUGCAUCGCUCCGAAGUCUUGAAAAAAUACGGCCGAUAUAUGAUAGGACGAAUCAAGGACGAAAAGACGCAAGUGAUGCUCCCGAAGGACGGAGAGCUAUCGCUCGUGCCGCAUGCCGAACCAGCCUGGCUCUCGAAGGGAUAUUCGUCUCCAUACUACAACGAGGGUCAUCGGGCGUUCCAGAAAGCGAUGCGAUUGAUCGUCGAGACCCAUGUCACUCCUGAAGCUAGGGAACACGAACUGAGCGGCAAAAAACCCUCGCAAGGGUUGGUCGAGUUCUUGGCUAAGCAACACGUCAAUGCUAUGCGACUCGGGCCCGGGAAACAUCUCCAUGGUCUCACUCUACCUGCCGGCAUUAAGGGUGAACAUUUCGAUUACUUUCACGAGCUGAUUAUCAUCCAAGAACUAUCUCGGAUGGGGGCGCCCGGAUACCUAGAUGGAUUGCUAGCGGGGAUGGUGAUUGGCCUACCGCCGGUCCUAAACUUCGGCUCGAUGGAGCUCAAGAACAAAGUGAUCCCGGAGGUGUUAUCGGGGAAGAAGUAUAUAGCGUUGGCGAUCAGCGAAGCCUUUGCGGGUUCCGAUGUGGCCGGCAUACGGUGCACGGCGACGAAGACGGCGGACGGCCAGCAUUUCAUCGUCAACGGGACCAAGAAGUGGAUCACUAAUGGCGCCUUCGCCGACUACUUCUCCACCGGCGUCCGCACCGAUAAGGGGCUCAGCGUCCUGCUCAUCGAGAGGGGCGAGGGCGUCGAGACUAAGCCAAUCAAGACUAGCUACUCCGCCGCUGCUGGCACGGCGUUCAUCACCUUCGAUAACGUCAAGGUGCCCGUCACUAAUCUGUUGGGUAAGGAGAACAACGGCCUUCCCGUCAUUCUCUCCAACUUUAACCACGAACGCUGGAUGAUGUGCUGCGUCAUCAUCCGCUCCAUCCGAUUCAUCACCGAAGAGUGUUUCAAAUGGACCUAUCAACGCUCCGUUUUUGGGAAACCUUUGAUCUCUCAGCCGGUCAUCAGACAAAAGCUUGCACAGAUGUUUGCGAAGUGCGAGGCGACUCAAUCAUGGCUCGAGAGUGUGACCUUCCAAAUGAACCAAAUGACUUAUGCACAACAAGCUGAUUUAUUAGCUGGUCCAAUCGGCCUUCUGAAAGCUUACUCGACUCGGGUGUCUCACGAGGUAGCCGACGAAGCAGUCCAAAUCUUUGGUGGACGUGGGAUCACUGCUACCGGAAUGGGUAGGUUUGUAGAAGCCUUCCAACGGACGUAUAAAUUUGGCUCCGUUCUUGGUGGAUCAGAAGAGAUUAUGUUUGAUCUUGGGGUUCGUCAAGCUAUGCGCAAGAUGCCAGCAGCUGUGCUGUAG
Puccinia triticina is the source of this 1587-nucleotide messenger RNA. RefSeq lists its product as uncharacterized. The transcript has 10 exons. Lineage: Eukaryota; Fungi; Basidiomycota; Pucciniomycetes; Pucciniales; Pucciniaceae. Bases 1 to 1587 code for a protein of 528 amino acids. Gene Ontology annotation, molecular function: heme binding; acyl-CoA dehydrogenase activity; flavin adenine dinucleotide binding. The record is from RefSeq and is a predicted model, not a curated record.